Molecule: messenger RNA, 2678 nt
Organism: Acomys russatus (golden spiny mouse)
Lineage: Eukaryota; Metazoa; Chordata; Mammalia; Rodentia; Muridae
Gene: Fyb2
Product: FYN binding protein 2
Exons: 20
Coding region: 142-2511 (789 amino acids)
Biological process (GO): T cell receptor signaling pathway; integrin-mediated signaling pathway; protein localization to plasma membrane
Cellular component (GO): plasma membrane
Molecular function (GO): protein binding
Source: RefSeq, a predicted model, not a curated record
UGAUGGGAGAAGACCGGACGCAGGCACAAAGUGAAACCCUUACAGGGGGAGUGAUGGCCACGAAGCCUUGGGAGUAGCGGGCAGAGUCUCCUGCCCACACUCCGCCCCUCCUGCCCCUAAGCAGCAGGUCCAGCUGGUAGGAUGGAGGCCCGCCCGCUCCCAGCCCCGAGGGAGGGAGGAGCCACAGGCCAGGUGGAGCAGGUGAAGAGCCCAGGCUCCUGCGUGUGCCGGAGGAGGGGAAGUGACUACAAGCUGGCGUGUGGAGGCGAGAGCGCUCUUGGCCCCAGGAUCCAGCUCUGGGAAGCUGGGAUUGUCUCCCAGGCACUGUCUCGGAGGACCACAAUGGAAGAGGAAGGGGUAAGAAACUUCAAGGAACUUCGAGCCAAAUUUCAAAAGCUGGAUGACCCUCCUCUUCCCUGUCCUAUUAAGUGUCCAGCUGGUGUUUCUCCAAAGGAUGACAGGGGAUCCACACAGCCAACUCAGGGUCUGCCUAAUAGGAAACGUCUCUCAUCCCACCACCACCAGCCCCUGUCUUAUUGUCCCACCAGAGGACCCCAGCCUCUUAAAAGCCAGAAAAUGAAGUCGGAGCAGAGAGGUGAAAUUCAGAAGAUUUCAAGUUCCACAGGCCCUCCAGAAAAAUCUGGUGCGUGUCCUACAAGAAAUUCCCAGAAAGCUGCCAUGCCACCGGAUGUAAACAAAUCCAGAACUGAGGCAUCCAAUGGGGAGAAAGGUGCGGCCAUCAGCAGCUUCAGAUACAAGCUUUGGAACUGGGAGAAAGUUUCAUCUCAGCAGACUGCUCUGUCCCCAGCUCUGCACCUUACCAAUCGUGGGAGUAAGACCUUCCAUCUGGAAGGGCAGAAGACGACAGGGCUUGCUCAGGGGAAACCAGAGAAGCACUUAGAGGCAGCAAGUGUCUUGACCCUUCUUCCCCAGAGCCAUGUGAUGGCCCAGAGAAAAUCACCCAUGGCCUCUGAAGCCUCCUCUUCAUCACUUCCUCGGUAUGGCAGGAAAAGCACAGAAAACCCAGGUGCUGAGGGGAGCCCCAGAAAUGGCCCGUGCCAGCCUGUUUAUGAGUGUGAGCUUAGCAGCCUGGUUCCAGAAAAGCCAGAGAGCAGGCUUCCCCAAACAAAGCCGCUGCCUUCCAUUGAGACCCUCGGCCCGCCUCCCCCGAAGCCUUCAAAGCCCCCAUCUGUGAGCCUCCAGGCCUUCCGCAGGCAGCCAGCCGCUGUCUCCAAGGCACCGAAGGAAGUGACUGUGAAGGAAGGCCCCUUGCCUGCAGAUGGUGCCGACUUGGAAGAACCACAUAAUUAUGACACAACGAUUUCAUAUCUCAGCUACUCUGGCAACUCCGUUACCCUGAGUGCUGCAGGAGAAAGUGCUGAAGCCACUUAUGAAAUCGAAAUUGAAGAACUCCAAAAGCCUUGGAAGAGUUUUCUCCAUCCAGAACUGAGUCCUAGACCUAAAGAUGAAGCAAACGACAUGAAGGAAAAAGAGCUGUGUGAGUCAGAACCUCAGAAGCCAGGGAAGGACUCGCACAGUAACCAUCCUCCCAAGGUAGUUGUCUAUGAAAAGACUCCGGGAGAAACCCAGGGGACUGGAGUCCAUAAGGACAGAAGAAGUGUUCCAGCUGGAAGUCAGGAAGCUGUGACUGACAUCACUCAGAACUGGCUCUUCCCUGAGGAUGUGACGCUGACUAGGCGCUCCCAAGAUAAGGGAGGGUAUGUGGAAGCUUCGGAGGUGACGAAAGAAACCCAAAGUCCAAGUAUCAUUCAGUCAGACUCCUUUUCAGAGAAGACUUACGAUGAUGUGGAGUGCUCGAGAGAAGACAUAGCAAAAUGGGGCUUCUCCAGCUCGUUCACCUCAGACAGUGAAGAAAAUAGUGAAGAAACAUAUGAAGAUAUCUACAAAGCAAAGAACAGUGACGCCAAAACAGAUAUAGCUGGAAGAGCAGCACUGAGAAGAUUGCAGCAACUCUUCAGGAAAGAAAAGGCUAUAUUCAGAGUGAAACAAACCAAGUCAAAAGAGAACGUCAGCAAUGGAUUUUCCGUGUCACUUCCUGACUUAGGACCUAGGUCUCAGGACCUUAUCAUCUACGACGACGUGGACACAAGUGAGAAAGAACCAAAGGAUGAAGAUAAACUAAAAACUUGGAAGGCUAAGUUUUUGACACCAAAGGGGAAGAAGGGGAAAAAAGGCAGUGAUGGAUCCAAAAGUUUUUCUCCCAGAAAUUUCUUCAGAAAUAAGAAGCAAAACUUAAAAAAGAAUAGAAUGGAAAAAGAAGAAAAGCUUUUCAGAGAAAGAUUUCAGUACACUAAAGAAAUCGUGGUCAUGAACAGAGCAGUGGCAUGCUCCGGUAAUUCGCGGAACGGGAUAUUUGAUCUGCCAAUAACUCCUGGAGAGCAGCUGGAAAUCAUCGACACCACUGAGCAGAACCUAGUGAUAUGUCGCAACUCCAAAGGCAAAUAUGGAUAUGUGCUCAUUGACCAUCUACAUUUCAAGCAUCAGGGCUGAACCCCUUGGGAAGGUCCGCAGAAAGUCAGGAAGUGGCCACGGCCUGAGUUCAGCCUCACAGCACUUCAGCUCCUCGUCGGUGAGAUGGGCAGUGGACGCUUCUGUCAGAAACUCAAAAGAAAACCCUCAACAAGUCAAUGUUAGUUUUAUUCCAUACAAGUUUGUCU